This is a messenger RNA of Colossoma macropomum (tambaqui), 6354 nucleotides long. RefSeq names its product calcium/calmodulin-dependent protein kinase type II subunit beta (gene camk2b2). The transcript is spliced from 25 exons. The record is from RefSeq and is a predicted model, not a curated record. Gene Ontology annotation, biological process: protein phosphorylation. Gene Ontology annotation, cellular component: neuron projection; cytoplasm. Gene Ontology annotation, molecular function: calcium/calmodulin-dependent protein kinase activity; calmodulin binding; ATP binding. NCBI's taxonomy places the organism in Eukaryota, Metazoa, Chordata, Actinopteri, Characiformes, Serrasalmidae. Bases 242 to 2254 code for a protein of 670 amino acids.
GUCAGUGCUUGACAGUUGCAGCGGAAAACAACUGUAUUGCAGUCCGGCGGUGUGUUUAGAAGUGAGGGGUCGGGAAAGCAGUCAAGCUCGCUCGUCAGCGAACCUCAUCCCUCACUCGAGUGCGAGUCCACGUUUUGUCUCAGUGGUCAGCGUUGUGGUAACCGGCUCUGCUUUACGGCGUGGAGGGAACCCAGCUCAGCUCGGAGACAGAUCCACGAAGCAAGCAGAAAGGAGGGGAGACAUGGCAACGACAACCUGUACACGCUUCACCGACGAAUACCAGCUUUACGAAGAGCUCGGGAAGGGAGCUUUUUCAGUCGUGCGACGUUGCGUCAAGCUGUGCACAGGCCAAGAAUAUGCUGCCAAAAUAAUCAACACCAAAAAGCUCUCAGCGAGAGAUCACCAGAAGCUCGAACGUGAAGCCCGCAUCUGUCGUCUUCUUAAGCACCCCAACAUUGUUCGACUCCAUGACAGUAUAUCAGAGGAAGGCUUCCACUACCUCCUGUUUGACUUGGUCACUGGUGGGGAGUUGUUUGAAGACAUUGUAGCUAGAGAGUAUUACAGUGAAGCUGAUGCCAGUCACUGCAUCCAUCAGAUUCUAGACAGUGUCAGUCACAUUCACCAACAUGACAUAGUGCACAGGGACCUGAAGCCUGAGAACCUGCUCCUUGCCAGCAAAUGCAAGAAUGCAGCAGUGAAGUUAGCCGAUUUCGGUCUGGCCAUUGAAGUGCAAGGGGACCAGCAGGCCUGGUUUGGAUUUGCUGGAACACCAGGGUACCUGUCUCCUGAGGUGCUGAGGAAAGAGGCUUAUGGGAAACCCGUGGACAUUUGGGCUUGUGGGGUCAUACUCUACAUUCUGCUGGUGGGCUACCCUCCUUUCUGGGACGAGGACCAGCACAAACUUUACCAGCAGAUCAAAGCCGGAGCCUAUGACUUUCCUUCUCCAGAGUGGGACACAGUCACCCCUGAAGCCAAGAACCUCAUUAACCAGAUGCUCACCAUCAACCCAGCCAAAAGGAUCACUGCACAGGAAGCACUUAAACACCCAUGGGUCUGCCAACGCUCCACUGUGGCCUCCAUGAUGCACAGACAAGAGACAGUAGAGUGCCUGAAGAAGUUCAACGCGAGGAGGAAACUGAAGGGCGCCAUUCUCACCACCAUGCUGGUGUCUCGGAACUUCUCUGUGGGCCGGCAGACCACAGCACCGGCCACAGUCUCAGCGGCCGCAGCAGCUGCUGCAGCUGCAGCCGGCACUACCGCCGGCCUGGUGGAACAAGCCAAGAGCCUGCUCAACAAGAAGGCUGAUGUCAAGAAACGGAAAUCCAGCUCCACUGUUCAGUACAUGCCCCAGUCAAACAGCACGAAAAACAGCAUAGUCACCAGUCCCAAGGGAAACAUCCCCUCUCCUGCUCUGGAGGCUCAGACCACUGUUAUCCAUAACCCAGUGGAUGGGAUCAAGGAGUCCUCGGACAGCAGCAACACCACAAUCGAGGACGAGGAUGUUAAAGGAAAAAGCCUAGAUAGCGGCUCGUUUAAGGCCGCCUCAGAGUCCAGCCAGUCUCCUCCAGGCCCUGCCCCGGCCAUCUUCUCCUCCAAGCUGACGGACAUCCUGGGCUGUGUACGCAGGGGCUCCGGACCCACCGCCCCGCCCAACACUGAAGGAGGAGCCCCAUCUGUUCCUUCUCCUCCACACACUCCUGCCAUUCAGACUCGCUUGACCAAUCUGGUGAGCAGCAUGGGCCGUGCCCCGGUCCCUUCGCAGCCUGAGCCGGAGACGGCCCCCGCACCCCCUUCCCAACCCUCCUCCCCUCCGAUCCCGCCACGCUCCAACCCUUCCCUCUCCGUUCGGACUCGCAAACAGGAGAUCAUUAAGAUCACGGAGCAGCUCAUUGAGGCUGUGAACAAUGGAGACUUCGAGGCCUAUGCGAAGAUUUGCGAUCCUGGGCUGACUUCCUUUGAACCCGAGGCAUUGGGUAACCUGGUAGAGGGGAUGGACUUCCACCGGUUCUACUUUGAGAACUUGCUGUCUAAGAACAGUAAGCCCAUUCACACCACCAUCCUGAACCCUCACGUGCACCUGAUCGGCGAGGAUGCCGCCUGCAUCGCCUACAUCCGCCUCACGCAGUUUGUGGACAGCCAGGGCCGGCCGCGCAGCAGCCAGUCAGAGGAGACGCGUGUGUGGCAUCGUCGCGACUCUAAAUGGCAGAAUGUGCACUUCCACUGCUCAGGCGCGCCUGCCGCCCCACUCCAGUGAAGAGUGGGACCGGGCAGGACGUCUUUCGACAAGAGUGCUCUUGCAGAGGAGAAAGGAGAGGGAGGAUGGGACGGCAGGAAGGUGUCCAGCGUUGGAGAGCUCAGGAUCUUCCAGCCUUCCAGCUCUGCCACACAGCCGUCUACGCCUGCAUGCAAACCUACACCUGUCUCUCCACCUACUGGGCUGCUCUCCACUACUGCAUCCUUCCCCACCCCUGCCACUGCUAUCGCACCCUGCGGGAUUCGCUCCAACACAGGCCAAACACAACACCAGUACACGAAACAAACCACACCACGCCACUAUAUACUGCAGCUUACCGUGUCUAUGCCAAGAUUCACCCAAGUGAUUGACGACACACAUAUCAGUCCCAGAGAGUGAGCACAGACUCUAGCUAACUGAUAACUGGUGUUCUAGCCUGCGCAAAUGCCUUCUCUCCUACAGCCCCCCUCUUCCCUCCUCACGCACUCCACUCUCGUCUCCAUUGGCCUUAUGCCCUACGUGCCCAGGCACUCCUAACUAUAAUAGAUCAUGUUUUAAUGAAGUACUAUAUUGGUAUUAUUAUUAUUAUUACUAUUAUUAUUAUUAUCAUUAUUAUUCCCAUGGUUACUACUUUUAUUAUUACUAUUUGUCAUUUUAAGUAUUGCUGUUGUUCUGUUGAGGCUGUAUAUUUAAUAGUCAAAUUAUUGAUGCCAGUUGUACAUGGAUUUGAACCGUUUUUUUCCUGGAAGCAUGGAUUUUUAGUAUUAUUCAGUGGGGGUUUUAUUUGUUUAUUUGAGUAAGAUGAAGUCUACUUUUGGCAGUAUUGUGCAGGUAUAAGUGUGGCUACUCAUUACUGUACACACAACAUGAGAGGACGACACAGUUCAGGCAGAAGCUAAGGGUCUUGGUCUAAAUGUCUGACGUUUACACGUUACAGAGAUGUAGUGAAACUAAUUAUGUAUCGUCUGUGUUUUCCUCUGACUUGGGAUCAUUGUCGGUCUGGUGAGGAAUCCUUUUGUGAAGGUUUCUUAGUCCCAUAUAAACGGUUUAUAAGAAGGAUUUUUCAUUUAAUGCGAAUUACUUGGAAGACUGUCAGACUUUAACUUGUAACUUAUUGCACUGAUUAUUAAAGUAGUCAUUUUGAGGUAUUUUGGAAGUCAAGAAAGAAGAACGACAUGAGUUGUGUGAGCUGCAGUUAACUGCCUAAAGGUUACGUUGAGAUAAUCUAGAGAAAGAAGAUUUUAGAGAUUGUAUAGAGAUAUUAAGGCACAAAGUUCAGUACCCUGUGGAUUUACAUAGUCAGGUGUACAGUUUAAGGUAAAGAGAGUCUAUGUAUUAUAUAUAAAUCUAGUCAUCCACGUUAACUCAUGCACCUUUUAACCUUCACCCUUUUGGUGGUGUUUGUUUUUGUCUGUAUAUGCAGGGUUUUUUAGAUUUUUAUAUAUUAUUUAUGCGGUGGUAAGACUUUCUCGUCACCGUUCUAUCACGAGUCCUUUUCGGAGGUGCGCGUGAUGGGGACGUACUUUGCGGGUGUCUCGUUGAUAUGCCAACGAACAGUCUUCUGUUGACCUCUUGAAUGUGAAAGCAUAAUUCUAAGUUAAAGGGAAGCCUCACUGCUCCCACAGUACGCAGAGGAACGAUUUAGCAGCUUUUUACACCCUGAAUCGUUUGAAUGAGUUUGGCGAGAGUCAGUUUGAUGCUCUCAAAGACUUCACAUAGUUUUUGUUCUCAAAACGUUAAGGAAAUUCACUGAACGACUGCUGUUCACAUUUUCGUUUUCAUUUAAUUUAUUCGAUUCCUUGUUUAUUUCACUCUGAAAUGUGAAUCUAGCUUUUUUGUAAUGUCACUGAACCCCACGCUUCACUCCGGGGGGAGGGCGAAACCUCUUUGUACAUGGUGAACAGUGUCAGAGCUCUCCCCUCCACGACAGCAGUCCAAGCAGCAUGUCAGCAUACUCUACUCUAGUGUUGUUCUUUCUUUCCUCUGUGUGUUUAGUAUUGCAAGGAAUCAUUGAAAACUAUGGCAGAUUUAACUUUUAACACAAAUAAGUAUCUUGUAAAACUGCUAUGUAGUGCUAACAUACUAUAGGUGGCAAUUACUUGCAUGAACUUCGAACCUAAAUUUUUGGUGAUUUGCAUUUCAUUCUUGGUUUAUUUUUUACUGAAUGCUGGUGACCUAUGCUCCGCUAACAAUUUUCAGAGCUUUGUAAGUGCAUAUAACUAUUUUUGUCUCAAGAUGAUGAUGAUAAUGAUGAUGAUUAUGAUGAUUAUGACUAUCACGGUCGAAAAAUAUAUAUGUAAUGAUGAUGAUUGUAUAGCAUGCUUUUGUACAGGGUUUCGUUGUUGUCUGAGCAGUGUUGGUUGAUCCUAAGUGAAGUUUGCCAUGAGGUUUCUACAAAAGUGGCUGCUGUUUCUCCAGUCAGUUCAGGCUAUCAGACUUUGCAUUUAGAAUAAAUCGGGUAGAGAUGACAUGAUACCACUUUGUCUUUUCCGAUAUUAAGUAUUGGCUGAUACCAAUUCGAUACUUUUUCUCUAAAAGCUAUAAAGUGAGCUAUUUUUAAUUUAUAUCACUUAAGAUGAAUAUCUAAAAGUAUAGAAACUACUCAAACACUAUCCCCCAGAUUAACAACAUGACGCCACACAGUGUGAAGAUGUGCUAUUUACUCAAUUCAAGAAAUUAAUCUUAAAAUUUACAUUCUCAACAAAUUAACUCACUCUGUACUUUUCAAUUUGAGUGAUAAACAGGGAAUCUGUUGGUCAUUAUAAAGCCAUGUUCAGGAGUCAGCACAAGGGGGAGUUGUUAGCAACCAAUUGCUUUAUGUGCAUCAUUGAAAGAGAGGAAACCCACACCAACAGGAGCUCAUUAAUACAUAUAUGUUUGUAGUUAAGUUAAAUGAUAGCUAUUAGAAAUUGCAUGUAUAUGAUUACUCAAUUAAUCAUCAAAGUAAUCACUAGAACACUCGAUUAUUAAUAUAAUCGAUAGCGACAGGUCUAGAUUUGUUACAGGGUUGGUAAAUAUAGCUGCUGUCGGGACAAAACCUUGUAUCUCCAUUUUUGUCAUUUUUCAUUUUGUGACACAAUUUGAAAAAAAUUGUUGCCCAUUAGGUUGUGUCAAAAUUUCAUGAUGAACAGACCAACAGAAAUGGUCCAAAAUUACUUGGAAAAAUACAUUUCUUCAUUUACUUCCAUUAAAAGUCAAGAAUGUUUUUCCUCGUCCUGUAAAGGUACCUUUUUGGAGAUAUAAAUUUUUGUUCCAACAGCAGCGAUAUGCUGAUAUCAGCCUGACACCAAUACCUGGUACAGGAUCAAUGCCAUCUCUGAGAUUGGGCUUUGGCUGACCAUCACUAAACAUCAUUUUUGAAUGUUGGUUUCUUUAGUAUAUGUGGUGUUGGGCAGAGAAGGGACAGUAGCUUGGCUGAAGUUUGGCUCUGCUUUGCUGAAGUGCGCUAAUUUGAAAACUGCCCUUUUGAUGGUGCUGUCUACCACACAUAGAAUGAAUCAUCCUGUUUGCCAGUAUUUUAUAAGCCUCAAGAAAUGUGUCAAACACAAUGUCCUGUUGCUGAGAUUACUCAAGGUACUUUCCUAUUAAAAUUCCACCUACUGGAACUGGUAGCCAGUCAACACGAGUAAAGCAGAAGGAAUGGGUGAUGUAACCUCGUGGCCAAUAACGGUCUGUAUGUAUGUGUGUAAGUGUGGAUGAACAUUGCUGCGUUCCACUUCUAGUGACACCUUGCUGCUCUUUCAACAUCAAGCCAAUAGCUAUUUGUAGUGUUUCCUCCUCAACUCCUCUUUUCCCCCUCUUUUGGUUCAAUUUGAUCCUUUUUUGAUUUCCACGACGCUGAGCCUUCUCGAGUUCUCGUUUCAGGUCUCAUUUUAGGAGGAUAUUUGUAUAUAAUCUCUUAAACGUAAAACGAGAUUAUGUGAGUCCUAUAUGAUUAUUAGAAAAAUUAGUUUACAAUGAGUCCCAUGUUUCUCUUGAUUAUUCUUAUGAUUAUUCUUAUCUGUUCUUCCAAUGUUCCCUCUUGCUCUCUCUCUUUCUCUCUCUCUCUCCCCUAUAACUUAAGGAAAUGUGUUAAGAUGUUAUCAAUAUGUUACCAAUAAAAGGAAAAAUGUCAACAUGAA